AUGAUGAUGAUGAGGAUGAUGAUGAUGAUGAAGCUCGUGCUCCUGGUGGCCCUGGUGGCGACCCCGGUGGCUUUGGGGACCCGCGGGGACCCGGUGGCGGUGCUGAGCCCCCUGCCCGGGGGGGUCUCCCUGCCCGGGGGAGGGGUCUCACUGCUGGGGGGGGUCCCGCUGGUUUUGGGGGGGGGGCCCGGCCGCCCCCCGUGCCGGCCCGUCAACGUGACGGUGGCGCUGGAGAAGGACGAGUGUCCCCAGUGUCGCGCUGUCACCGCCACCGCCUGCGGGGGCUUCUGCCGCACCCGGGAGCCGGUUUACCGCAGCCCCCUGGGCCCCCCCCGCCAGGCCGCCUGCACCUACUCGGGGGUUCGCUACGAGCGCUGGAUUUUGGGGGGCUGCCCCCCCGGCACCGACCCCUCUGUCACCGUCCCGGUGGCCCUGGGCUGUCGCUGCGGCCGCUGCCCCAUGGCCAACGCCGACUGCGCAGUGCUGGGGCUGGGACCCUCCUUCUGUGGGGCCCCGGGGGGUUUUGGGGGGUCCUGACACCCCCCGAGCCCGGGGAUGGGACCCCCACCCUCAAUUUAUGGGGUUUUGGGGGGUAAUAAAACCUCCUGGCCGCCAGGGGGCGCUGUGUGUCAUUGGGGGCUGUACCAUAAGAGGGGAUCCUUAUUAUUAGGGGGUUUGGGGGGGUUUUGGGGGUUCAGACCUUCCCAUCCUGUUCUUAUGGGACCCCCACCGGGCACUUAUGGGGUUUUGGGGGGUCUUGACACCCCCCGAGCC
Messenger RNA from Motacilla alba alba, 774 nucleotides. RefSeq names its product lutropin subunit beta-like. Gene Ontology annotation, cellular component: extracellular region; cytoplasm. Gene Ontology annotation, molecular function: hormone activity. Gene Ontology annotation, biological process: G protein-coupled receptor signaling pathway. The record is from RefSeq and is a predicted model, not a curated record. NCBI's taxonomy places the organism in Eukaryota, Metazoa, Chordata, Aves, Passeriformes, Motacillidae.